AUGCAACAAGAUGAAGAGAGAAAUUUCUUUUCCUUGCUGAGCAAUAAUUCGGAAGAAGAAUGGAUGAAUCAUCCUCUCCUAUUAAUUUUCCUCAUGAUGAGUUUAAUAUUCGCCUUGUUCAUAUUUAAUUACAAGAAGAAGAAAACAAUGAAUAACACCAUGAUACAACAAAUUGAAACUCUUGAUUAUUCAUCAGUUGAAGAACAAAUCAAUGAUGAAGAUGAUGAAGAAUUAAUCAAUGAUGAAGACGAUGAAGUAGAACAAGAACUUUCGAAAGAUGAAGAAUUACUUGCAAAAGUAUCAUCAACACAAUUUGCAAAGGAAGAAGACACUUUAAAUUAUUCCAUUUCGGAAUCAUCAUCAGAUGAAGAAAUUGCACAAGAAGAACAACCGACAAUAACAGAAUUCAAGCAGGAAUCAACCACAAGAAGAACCUCAAGGAAUAGUACUAAUACUGAUGAAGAAGCUCAUGCAAUUUCCUCUUCAACAACAACAAACAUUGAAGCAGCAAUUAAUCAUAAUAGAUUGUUAUUGCAACAAUUGCAAAAUUCAUCCUCAUCCUCUCAUCAACACGUUUCAGCAACCUCAUCUCCUCAGAAACAACAGCAGGGACAUUUGCUUUCCACUCAUUCCUUCCUUAUGGUAUGCUCAAAAUGCAAUAAUCUCUUUGCUACCUUUAUUCCACCAAAACAGGAUUCAACAUUGAAGGAGCCAGUCUUUCCUGAACGAUUUAAAACACAUCCAUUCACAUUUGGAGUUCUUUUAGGAGAUAAUAAGAGAAGAAAUGUUGCAUUUACACCUAGGUUUUCUGAGGAAGAUGGAGAACAAUUGUUUAUUCCAACAUUGUGUCAACCUGAUUCGAAAUAUUUGGAAGAGGAAUUUGAUUGUAGGAAAAUUCAAGAAUCAGACCUUGCAGAAAUGAAAGAUAAAUGUAAAAUGGCUAGGGAUAUGGGAAAACUAUUGAGAUUAUUUUGUAAGAAGUGUGGAACUAAGGUUGGCUCAAUUUUAAAAGAACCACUCCAAUUGUCAGUUACUGAAGAUAUCAAAUUACCUUUUAAUACUUUUAUGGAUCAAGAGGAUUGUUCCAUAGUCGAGAAAUGUCACUGCAACCAUUCAGACUCAGUCGAUAUGAAUACGUAUAUUAACAGUGAAAAUAUUGUCAAUGUUUCAGAUUCUUCAACAUUUAGAAAAGUUUCUUUGGGUGAAUGGAAGUAUAGCUCAUUAGCUAGUAUGCUUUUUGAUAUGCCAGACGUUCCACCAAAGAAUUCAUCAACUCACCAUAACCGAAAUAGGAAUUACCACAAUAAUAAUAGCAAUAACAAUGGAAGAGGAAGGUUCCCACAAAGAAAGUUCAAUAAUAAUCAACCACACAGAAGAAACAAUCAAAGACCAAAAUCAUCCAAUCCACAGCAACAACAACAACAGAAACAGCAAUCCUCUCAGAAAGUUCAAUCACCACCACAACGAACACAAGAAUCAACAACAACAAACAAAGAAGGUGGUGGCAAAUCAAAGAAGAAGCGAUCCCAAAAGAGAAAGAAAAAGAACAACUCCAAUGAACCAGAAAAUAAGAAGAUUAAAGUUGAAGCAUCAACCACUACCACUCCUUCAAAUUCUCAAAAUUAA
Molecule: messenger RNA, 1626 nt
Organism: Naegleria gruberi
Lineage: Eukaryota; Heterolobosea; Eutetramitea; Acrasida; Naegleriidae
Exons: 1
Coding region: 1-1626 (541 amino acids)
Source: RefSeq, a predicted model, not a curated record